CUUUAUUUGUUUAGACAUUGAAAUGGUUACAUCUGAAGAUUUGGAUGUAGUAGACCUUUUUUUUUAUAUUUACAAUAAUGUACUAUUCCUUCUUUUGAACCAUAUUUCUAGUGAGCAAAACAACGAAACCAAGGGCGUGUACUGCAUGUACUGUAACCAUGGCACUUGUAAUAAAUCCCAAGUGCCAUGGUUAUCCUGCUGGCUUUGGGUAUGAUGGCAUGAGACCUUUAUAGUUGCAUAAUCUGCACUGUAACUCUUGUUACUGAGUGCAGAAAAUGCUAAUCAUAAAUGAAAUGACUCAUUAUGACGGACAUCUAUAAUGAAACAUCCGUAUCCUAGACCUAUUUACUAAUUACCAGUGAUCUUUUCAUGACAAAAAAAAAUCUCUGCCAAAAAAUCCAUCGAUGUGCGGAUGACGGCAGUGAAAACUUCAACCUAUUUAGCAGUACCUUGUCAGAUCCUGGGUUGAUUAGACACCUCCUAUUGUAGUUAUGUUAACAACUAGUACUUGUGCUCAUGACUCACUGAGUAUUUAAAGUACAUCUCAAACCCUCAAAUCAGGACCAAAUCAUAUUUCGAAUGAGUGCUAAUGCUGCGGACAGGACGCAGUAGAUCUUAGCACUCAGAUGAAAGUGUGUAAGAGCUGCUGAAUCAUCACAGCAUGCUCCAGCCUGUGCCAGCACAGUAAGUGGACACCGUCUCCUCUACCCUGCUGAUCUAUUAUGCAGAGGCUGGACUGAAGGAGAGGCACACUGGCGAACAAUAAACUCUGAUGUGCUUCGUAUUGGAGCAGAUCUUCAUCUCCUUUAAGACCUGAUCUGUGUAUUGGAUCUUGUUAGUGCUUUAUAAAGCAUGGCUCUGGGUGGCAGAAUGAAUCUUUACCAGGCAGUAGACAGUCCCAUGUUCACGAUGAGAGUGCUUCUGAGUCUGAUCCCUCUGCUGUUCAUCGCAUGGAGCACAAACAACGCUGACGCACUGCCUGUACAGGACAAACUGCCAAACAGCAAUGAGGUACUGACAAAAGAGCAGAAGGAUUUCAUGACAAAGUUUUUGGCCAACCUUGCUGAAUUGAACAUGACCAUCAAAGACCUGGAGACCAUGGACCAUGAGCAGCUGAGUAAACUGAGUGAGAGAGCUGCUUUUGGCCUGCCACCUGCUCGAGAGAAAUCCCAGUGCAACUUCUUCUGGAAGACUUUCUCUUCAUGUUAAACUUGCAUGUAUAUAAGUGACCAAAAUGUACCCAAUAAUCAUAUACAUUACAUAGCUAAUAAACAGCUGAACACCAAAAGCUCUAAGUGCUAAUAAACAUCAGAAAAUGU
Ictalurus furcatus (blue catfish) is the source of this 1319-nucleotide messenger RNA. It is a transcript of the gene sst6, whose product is annotated as somatostatin 6. NCBI's taxonomy places the organism in Eukaryota, Metazoa, Chordata, Actinopteri, Siluriformes, Ictaluridae. Gene Ontology annotation, molecular function: hormone activity. The transcript is spliced from 3 exons. The record is from RefSeq and is a predicted model, not a curated record. Gene Ontology annotation, cellular component: extracellular region. Gene Ontology annotation, biological process: regulation of cell migration. The coding region runs from base 853 to 1209 and encodes 118 amino acids.